Molecule: messenger RNA, 822 nt
Organism: Arvicola amphibius (Eurasian water vole)
Lineage: Eukaryota; Metazoa; Chordata; Mammalia; Rodentia; Cricetidae
Gene: Hmx2
Product: H6 family homeobox 2
Exons: 2
Coding region: 1-822 (273 amino acids)
Biological process (GO): regulation of transcription by RNA polymerase II
Cellular component (GO): nucleus
Molecular function (GO): DNA-binding transcription factor activity, RNA polymerase II-specific; RNA polymerase II transcription regulatory region sequence-specific DNA binding
Source: RefSeq, a predicted model, not a curated record
AUGGGCAGCAAGGAAGAUGUGGGGAAGGGAUGUCCGGCGGCCGGUGGCGUCUCCAGCUUCACCAUCCAGUCCAUCCUGGGCGGGGGCCCUUCCGAGGCACCGCGGGAACCCGCCGGGUGGCCAGCCAGGAAACGCAGCCUGUCUGUGUCCUCGGAGGAGGAGGAGCUGGACGAAGGCUGGAAAGCGCCCGCUUGUUUCUGCCCAGAUCCGCACGGCCCCAAGGAGCCAAGCCCUAAGCACCAUCCCCCCAUCCCUUUCCCUUGUCUGGGUACCCCCAAAGGCAGCGGAAGCGCAGGGCCUGCGGGCUCGGAGCGCUCGCCUUUCCUUUCUCCUUCUCAUUCGGACUUUAAAGAAGAGAAAGAGAGGCUCUUGCCGGCGGGCUCGCCCUCUCCGGGCCCAGAACGGCCUCGGGAUGGUGGUGCAGAUCGGCAGGCCGGAGCGGCCAAGAAAAAGACGCGCACCGUCUUCUCCCGCAGCCAGGUGUAUCAGCUCGAGUCCACCUUCGACAUGAAACGCUACCUGAGCAGCUCGGAGCGCGCCUGCCUCGCCUCCAGCCUGCAGCUCACCGAGACCCAGGUUAAGACUUGGUUCCAGAACCGCCGCAACAAGUGGAAGCGGCAACUCUCGGCCGAACUGGAGGCGGCCAACAUGGCACACGCAUCGGCGCAGACUCUCGUGGGCAUGCCGCUGGUGUUUCGGGACAGUUCACUGCUGCGAGUGCCGGUGCCGCGCUCGCUCGCCUUCCCGGCGCCGCUCUACUACCCCAGCAGCAACCUCUCGGCCUUACCGCUCUACAACCUGUACAACAAGCUUGACUACUGA